This is a messenger RNA of Pseudopipra pipra, 4322 nucleotides long. RefSeq names its product prostatic acid phosphatase-like. The transcript has 11 exons. NCBI's taxonomy places the organism in Eukaryota, Metazoa, Chordata, Aves, Passeriformes, Pipridae. The record is from RefSeq and is a predicted model, not a curated record. Bases 211 to 1479 code for a protein of 422 amino acids. Gene Ontology annotation, biological process: lysosome organization; dephosphorylation. Gene Ontology annotation, cellular component: plasma membrane; lysosome. Gene Ontology annotation, molecular function: acid phosphatase activity.
AAAGGAACUGAAUUAUGAUUUAAGAAGAAUGUAAACAGUAAUUUGAAAACAAAGGGCAAUGCAAUUUGUUGCGUAGUCACACAACAUUCCUCUUGCAUUUGAAAUGCACCAGCGGCAGUUCCACCCCUUUUGAAAGUACAGCCUGACAUCUCAGCUGUUCAGUCUGAGCAGCUGCUGGAGCUACAAAGCCUUUUUUCCUCCUCUGCCAGGAUGGGUGUGAUGAUACAGGUUCCCAACCUGUCCAGGAUCCUGUGUUUUUCUUUUCAUCUUAUCCUCAUUCUGCUUCAACAGACUACUGCAGAACGACAACUGAAGUUUGUGGUUGUAGUUUUCCGACAUGGUGACCGAACACCAAUUGUAAACUUUCCAACUGAUCUACACAAAGAAAGCGAAUGGCCCCAGGGAUUUGGACAACUCACCAAGACUGGAAUGCAGCAGCUGUUUGAACUCGGACAGUACAUGCGGAAACGAUAUUCCACCUUCUUGAACAGCACAUACAACCGGCAAGAGUUUUACAUCCAAAGUACAGAUUAUGAUCGCACCAUUAUGAGUGCCCAGUCGUACCUUUCUGGCCUCUUUCCACCAACUAGCAGCCAAAUUUGGAACCCUGAGCUUCUCUGGCAACCCAUUCCAGUUCAUAUUUUUCAAAAAUCAACAGAGCGGAGGCUGAACUUUCCUCUGCCUGACUGUCCCCUUUUUGAUAAACUUCAGAAUGAAACACAAACAUCCAGUGAAUUUCAAAAUAGAAUACAACCAUACAUGGAUUUUAUACAAACAAUGGCUGUUAACACAGGACUUGAACUAAACAAUCUUAAAAUACUGGAUAAUUUCCAGCUCUGGAAUACAUAUGAUACUCUACAUUGUGAGGGUAUUCACAAUUACACUCUCCCUGUAUGGGCCACCAAAGAUGUAAUUGACAAGAUGGAAAAACUGGCAGAAUUGUCCUUAUUAUCACUAUUUGGGCUUUAUAAAACAGAAGAGAAAUCACGACUACAAGGAGGUGUCCUUGUGAAUAUUAUUUUAAAUAGUAUUAAACAAGCUGUCAAUUCUUCAAAACCAAGAAAAAUGGAGGUCUACUCUGCACAUGACACCACAGUUGGGGCUCUCCAGAUUGCUCUCAAUAUUUUCAAUGGAAAACUGCCACCAUAUGCUGCUUGCCAGUUUUUUGAACUCUACCAAGAAAGCAACGGGCGAUAUAGCAUCGAAAUGCAUUAUAGGAAUGACACUUCAAAGGAUCCUUACCUGCUCACUUUGCCAGGAUGCACCUCUUCUUGUCCACUUGAGAAGUUUGCUGAACUAGUUUCUCCUGUGAUAACAGAAAAUUGGUCAAAAGAAUGUGGGAAGAAAGACAAUGUGAAAGAUAUUUUUAUCGGAUUUGAUGUUGCUGUUGGCUUGUUGUCCAUUUUUAACCUUGUACUGCUCUACCUCCUUUAUCAUUAUGGACGCUGCAGGCGCAGAAGCAGUUAUCAAGACAUUUAAAGGGGAGGUAAAGAAACAAAAGAGAGAGCAGCUAGACACUGAACAAUACUUGAAGUUGCUGAUAUCCAUCAGUUUGCUCUGGUCCAAUUAAUCUCCAAAGCAUAUUCAAUAAAUUUGAAGAGCUGAGGUAUCUGUGGCCUAGCUCCUAAAAUUCUAAACAACUUCAGUGAGAAAUACUGUAGUAAUAUGUAAUUGUUAAGAAUUACUGGAUGGAUGGAAUCACUUUAAUUUAUAUCUUUAGGUUUUCUACUACUAUUAAUCAAUCUUAUAUCAAUGGGUAGGGUGAAGGGAUGCUAUUGCCUAUACUUUUUUUUUUAAUAUUGUCUAUCACCACUUAGCCCUUCGCUGCUUAACAAGUCUUUCUUCAAAAUCGCAGUCUGUAAUAUUUUCUUUACUUCUUAUAAACGAAUAUUUUGUUGAUACAAAGGAAAAUGUUUUUAGUGAGCAGAAGCUGCAAUCACUGUAUGAAAAAGAUUCACACCAUCACAUGGACAUACUAUUUCUGCGUUUAUUCACGCAAAUCUAUUAAUGAGAUUUGACCUUGGCCUUCAGCUAAUAAAAGUCUUCAGCCUGCUUUUUAAAGGAGUUACACUACUAUAGCUCUCACUGAAAUUAGCAGAAACUGGAAUAAUCUCUGUCACACAUCCAGGCAUCAAGCAAAAAGCUUAGUGCAACAGCAUCUUGGUCAGCGUCCACAACUUCAGUAAUACAGAUAAGUAAAUACACUUAUUUAGCUGCCACUACACUGAUUUCCUAUUUUUCUGAGCUCUAAGUCAUUAAUGAUCCUUUGCCCUGCAACUUUUCUACAAUGUCUCUGUUCUCUGUCCUGCUUCAGGUCCUGUCCAUAAUUUUAUUCUUUUGAGCCACUCUUACAAUAACUCCUCAAGCUAUCACACUUGUCAUCAUCUUUAAUUUUAAUCUACAAUAAUUUGUUUAACUCCCUGCUCUUUUUAAAAUCCUGUAUGUUAGCAAGACAUGCACUGAAGUAAGAAAACAAUGAUUCUGCUUUUUGUAUUCUGUGCAAUAUAUUUUGUUUAGAUUAUAAGCUCCUAAUGGCAGGGAAUGUUUCUAUAACUUCUCUCUAGUAUCAUAAACUAGUAUAAUAAGCACUAAUAUUGCUGUAUAAAAUCCUGCUUAUCAUCAUAUGUUUCAAGGGUUGAAUCAAGACUUUUAUAUCCUGUAGUCCUGAAGAUGAUACUGUGAAUUCCAUUACCACAGAGAAGUCUUUUUAAAAGUCAAGGCAACUAUACAAACAGGUGCCAACAGCAGGUUCAGCCCAACAGAUACGAGUUCAAGCUAAUGUGCCCAAGCUUAUGUGUCCUGUUGAGAUGCACAGGUCUAGAGAAAGCUGAGAGAUGGAGCUGUUUGGCUCAGGCAAAGCAUCACAGCAAUGUGAAUACAUUGCAUCUGGACUGACAUUCACUCACACUCCGUGGGUUGUAACUUGGAGCCCUGAAGCCUGGGUUAGCUACUGCUGAUCUAGAGAUCAGCCCUCAAUAUUACAGCUGUAGACAUGUCUAAAAUGUGAAGUAGUUAUAUGUAGUGAUAUUAAAUAGCAUAAAUCAGACAGAAUAACAAAGGCUUGUGGGAACGUAGCACUUCCCAAACACUGCACUUUCCUGUGGUAACUUUGGCUACUGAAACACUAUUUCCCACUCAGUAAAAAGCUUUUAGUAGUAUCCAUGACAUUUCUAUUUUAUUUAUUUUAGGAAAUACCAUAAUCAACUGAUGGAUUUGAUUCUUACAUGGUCAGGAUGUAUAACAAUCUGGUGCAAAGCUGUGAAAAAGAUGAAAGGCUGUCCCUAAAUCAGAUGGUUUAGAUGUACAAGCUUCAGCUUAUAACUAGUAGUUCUGAUUCUCAUGCAAAAACUUAAAGGACUGUCCAUAUUGCAGUCAAAAGUAUUACAGGUGCUCUAGGAAACAUGCCCAAGCUAGCUUCAUUACUAUUAGCACUGUACUCACAGUGGGGAAAAGUUUGGAACAAACUGCAAAACCCAUCCUGGCUCCUGAAUAUAUGUGUGUGUGUGUGCGUGUGUGGGGGUGUGUGUGUGGGGGGGUGUGUGUGGGUACCUGGUGCUGAGCUCUGUAUUACCAUGGCCACAAUGCUGCUGGUACCCAGUUGAGGAUAGAUGAUAUCUUUUAUUAGAGGCAGUCAGAUGCUUGAAGAGUGAAGAUGUACCAUUGACUGAUAACAGGCAGUAAGAACUGGUUUUGAGAUAUCAGAAACUCAGUCAAUUGCACUCCACAAGAAUCAGAAUGAGGAUGUUUUUUCCAAGAUUACUUCUUACAAAAAGAAGUACAUUCAGACAGAAAGUAAAAUGUGAAGUGUCUGAAACACCUUUUGUGGUUUAUAUUACUCAAGCCUGAGCUGUAACACAAGAGUUUCAGAAGAUGAGGCAAUUCUAGCUGCUCAGGAGCUGUCAUGAAGGAAUUUUGUUGUAGGGACACAACAAAUUUUGUUAACAGAUAGUCGUACUUGAAAAUGUCCAUGCACUUUUAGAAAGGAUUCAGUGAACACAAGUUACACCAAAUGUAAUGGACAGGUUUAGAUGAUGGAACUUCAGAAUAAAUGAAGGUACAUUAAAGAAGUAAUACAUUAGUAAAGUAGGCCCUAAAUCUCACUUGUAGUAAAGGCAUUUUGUCUUGCUGUGAUUAAAUAAAGUAAAAUUUCUCCAGUGGAGUAAAAGGUUGUAUAUGCCAAACAAGCUUCUUGCUUUUCUAAUUUUUCAGCCAUAUUUACAAUUUGCUUAGUAUAAUCUGCAGACUGGUUGGGAUUAGAAAAUAUCUUGUGUCCAAGCAACUUGUAGCACUGCAAUAAAGUACAUUAAAGAAAUGAUUCAACA